UUUUUGACACAUUUCAAAACUAAAACACUCAUAUAUAUAUACAUAAAUAUAUUAAUUGUGUAUUUAGGAGAAAGCAGAUGGAACUCAGAUGCUGCCCACCUACCAGCGUCUCAGUGACCCGAAGAGCGUCUACUUCCGGCUCCCCUUUCCCUGGGUGGCCAUAAUUUCCGUCACCUUGUCCCUGGUAGGCUUUUUCUUCGGCGUGACCUGGUCGCUGGUCUUUGACUUUGAACGGAGCACCUAUACCAAUUGCCAUGUGACCAACUAUCUGCCCUCCAUAUCGGCGGCCAUUGGGAGCUACGAGCCUCAGCGAACGGUUUGGCAAGUGGCCAUCUUUCUGCACUUUCCGCUCCGGCUGGUGUUGGCCAAGGCGUACCUGGAGCAUUUUUUCAAGGACUUUAGACGCAGCAGGCAAUUGCUGGGUUUCCUGGCCUAUUUCCUCAACGUAGUGGAGGUCCUUGCCCUGGUCUGUCUCUCCUUUUGGUCGUCGUCGACUUCCUACAAGACGCAUCGGAACGCUUUUUUGUUAUUCAUUGCCUGCUCUGAGUCCUACAUGCUAAUCUCUUACCUCUUGUUUAGGAAUGCUGCGGGGGUAGGACUACUGUCGCUUGAGGCAAAAUCACUGAGGUACAAGCGGAACCUAUUUUUGGUUAAUGUAUUGUCCUUUGGCCUGGCGGGAUACUGCUUCGUUAGGCAUAAUUCCCACUGCGAGAAGGGAAUCUACACCUUCUUUGCCUUGUUCGAGUACGUCGUGGUGCUGACCAACAUGGGUUACCACACAAUCGCCUCCUGGGACUUUCCCAAUCUCAGCUUGGUGUGUGACAACCAGCAUGGCCUUUACCUAUCACAAGUUUAAGGAUGUAAUCACAAGCUUAAAGUAUUAAAUUAAAGUCUAAGCUAAAUGUA
This is a messenger RNA of Drosophila serrata, 906 nucleotides long. RefSeq names its product post-GPI attachment to proteins factor 2 pseudogene. The record is from RefSeq and is a predicted model, not a curated record. Lineage: Eukaryota; Metazoa; Arthropoda; Insecta; Diptera; Drosophilidae.